AGGUGCCCCGAGAGCAACUGGGGAGCCAGGAGCCGGGGAGCUUGGGUGUGCAGCCACGGGGUUCCUGAGCUGACCUGACCUGGGAGGCUGUGAGCUGGGCACAGGAUGACUCCGCAGAGAGCCGUGAGGCUGUCGCUGAAGAAGCCCACACACGCUGUGUGUGUGGUAGGAGUGGAGAUGCCAGUGGAUGUGUACAGGAAAACCUGGUGCUGGGGCUCUGGGGGCUCUGGGGCCAUCCCGCUGGUUAACUGUGACAGGGACAGCCACGGGUCCAGGGAGGACCUGCAUGCCAGUCAGCUGAGUUCUCUAGAGGACCUGCAGGACAUGUCCCUCAUGGUGCUGAGCUGCAGUGGCCCCGAUCAACUCUUUGAAAGCCACAAGCUGGUCUUGAAGGUGUCCUUAUCUGAUUCUAGAAGACUGAGGGUCUACUGUGCCCGGGGUGGAACCUCCCUCUCCAACUACAAGCAGGUGCUGGGGCCUCAUCACCCAUCCUACGAGGUGGAGAGGCAUCGGGGAGAGAAGGACAUCAGGUUUCAUGUGGAAGGGCUUGCCUUCCCCGACGCUGAUUUCUCAGGCCUGGUCUCGCUCAGCAUUAGCCUGGUGGACCCAAGGCCCCUGUCCGAGGUGCUGCUAUUCACAGACAGUGUGGCCUUCCGUGUGGCCCCCUGGAUCAUGACCCCCAACACCCAGCCCCCCCUGGAGCUCUAUGUGUGCAGUGUGACAGACGCCCAUGGCCGCAAUGACAAGUUCUUGGAGGACAUGGCCCACCUAGCUCUAAAGGCCAACUGCAAGCUGGUGGUCUGUCCUGAGGCAGAGAACAGAAAUGACCGCUGGAUCCAGGGUCCUGACUUCAGAUACGUGACCCGGGAGAUCCAGUAUGCGGGUGCUUCUGGCCUUGAUUCCUUUGGCAACCUGGAUGUGAGCCCACCAGUGACGGUGGGCGACACCGAGUACCCCCUGGGCAGAAUCCUCAUUGGGGGCAGCUUCCCAAGCCUCUUCCCAUUUGUGGGGUUUGGCGUGGAGCCUGAGUGUGCCCCAACUCUGCGCCCUAGCUGGCCUCUAGGUUUCCGGCUGCUCCUGGCCAGCCCCAGCGCCUGCCUCCAGCUGUUCCAGGAAAAGAAAGAGGAGGGCUAUGGGGAGGCGGCACAGUUUGAUGGGUUAAAGCACAAGAUGAAAAGAAGCAUCAAUGAGUUUUUAGCUGACAGACACCUCAGGAGAGACAGUCUGCAUGUGCAGAAAUGCAUUGACUGGAACCGUGAGGUACUGAAGAGGGAGCUGGGCCUGGUGGAGGGCGACAUCAUCGACAUCCCACAGCUCUUCUUCCUGAAAGGCGCCUAUGCCGAGGCCUUCUUCCCCGACAUGGUCAACAUGGUGGUCCUGGGCAAAUACCUGGGAAUCCCUAAGCCCUUUGGACCCCUCAUCAAUGGCCGCUGCUGCCUGGAGGAGAAGGUUCGCUCCCUGCUGGAACCUCUGGGCCUGCACUACAUCUUUAUCGAUGAUUUCCUGUCCUACCACCAGCUGCUUGGGGAGAUUCACUGUGGCACCAACGUGUGUCGGAAACCCUUUGCCUUCAAAUGGUGGAACAUGGUGCCGUGA
Nannospalax galili (Upper Galilee mountains blind mole rat) is the source of this 1596-nucleotide messenger RNA. Its product is annotated as protein-arginine deiminase type-1-like. Lineage: Eukaryota; Metazoa; Chordata; Mammalia; Rodentia; Spalacidae. Gene Ontology annotation, cellular component: cytoplasm. The coding region runs from base 106 to 1596 and encodes 496 amino acids. The transcript is spliced from 12 exons. The record is from RefSeq and is a predicted model, not a curated record. Gene Ontology annotation, molecular function: protein-arginine deiminase activity; calcium ion binding.